Ambispora gerdemannii is the source of this 903-nucleotide messenger RNA. The record is from the annotation of a GenBank genome assembly. Lineage: Eukaryota; Fungi; Glomeromycota; Glomeromycetes; Archaeosporales; Ambisporaceae.
AUGACCGAGGAAGUAGUGUCUUUGAAAAAUGCUGCAGAAAAAAUGGAUGUACUUCUUGACACGCUUGACGAAUUGAGAGCUUCGGUGACUCAGGAAAAGUUGACACAAAUAAGAAAAACCUUAUUUCGUGGACAAGGACAAUCAUUCGAUAAGAGUAUCACUCAUAAACUGGCCAAAUUAUGCGCAGAUGCAGAAGAUUGCGUUAAUAGAUUCGAACAAUUGCUGACCGAAUCAAAAAACGAAUUUCAACAUGCUGAGGCAACAGCGUUAGAAUGGGAAAUCAAUCAGCCGAAAUUUAUAACGGGAUCAAGUUUUGAUGAAGUACCAAAAAGACCAUCAAAUCAUGCUCAAGAAAUGCAAAAUAAUACGCAACUAGCGAAAAAUGAAUUACAUGGUAUUCUUGAUGCAUGGCUAGUUCGUGCAAAAAAAGAUCGAGUUUAUAAUGUAGAAUUGGAGAAAAUCGGAACGGAUGCUAAAGGACGAUUACAAGGAUUCAUGGUAUCCUUUAAUAAUGUAAUAAAAGCCGGCGUUUCAUUGACUUAUGAGGCGAAUUACGAGUCUACCAUUUUAUUAGUUUCUCGUGUAGCAACAUUCGGAUAUUAUGAGAAGAAAAAAAUACAUGAAUCGUCCGAUAUUCUUCUCUUUCAACGAAUAACACAACUCGCGAUUAAUGUUCUACAACAACUUGAUCAAAAAAAUAUUAUAACUGAGCUAUUGGACUGGAUAUCCAACUAUCAUGACCUAUUCUCACUUCCAUGUCAUAAAUGCUCGAAAUUUCUUGCCUUUCAAAAUCCCGACGAUAAAUUUCUACUGCCGAUUUGGCGAAUUGUAUCAGAACAAAAUGGUCGAAUAUUAUCGUAUCAUGGAGGAUGUUUGACUGGUGUGGUGAUAUUUGAAGAGUGA